AUGAAUUACUAUCAACACCCCUGGUCUCUCCACACCCUAGGGUUCGCUUCUGAUUGUUCCUCAAAUAGGUGUGGGAGAAAGACAGGAAGCGGUGGGGCAAUUUCAGAGCGGAAAGGCCUAGAAGCCAAAGCGGAUGGGACCCAGCCCAAUCCCAACAAAAUGCUCAGAAGGACGCAGUCACCGCUUAGACAGGCUUCCAGAGUCUGGGUGCAGAAUUCUGCCGGGAUGGGGCGGUCUUCCUGGCUCCUUCCUCUCCCCCUCCUCCUGCUGCUGCUGUUCCUCCAGCCCUGGGCAGGGACAGAAGCCCCCAAGGACCUGAUCGGGGCCGUGUGGGGGUCGAUCACCUUCCCCCUGGACAUCCCAUCUGGGCAGCCAGUCGAGAGCAUUGCCUGGACUUCCAACGGGGCCGUCGCCACUGUGAUCCCAGGAGGACGGGGAAACCCUCCUAACAUCAUCAUCACCUCUCAGCGACACAGGGGACGAUUGACCAUCUCCACAGACUACUCCCUGACCAUGAGCCCACUGAGCCUGGAGGAUACGGGAACCUACAGAGCCGAUGUCAACACUGCUGACAACACCACCAGCACCCAGUUCUCCCUGCGUGUCUAUGAGCUGCUGGUGGAGCCCUCGGUGAUGGUGAAGUCUACGGUGUCCAUCAAUGGCAGCUGUACCGUCACUCUGACCUGCUCUGUGGCCAAGGGAGGGGACAAUGUGACUUUCAGCUGGACGCCCCUGGGGCUGGAGACCACCGUGUCCCCCGACGGUGCCAUCCUCAGCAUCUCCCGGAAUCCUGGGGACCCUCUCCGGGGCUACAUGUGCACGGCCACAAACCCUGUCAGCGGCAACUCCCGCACCGUUCCCUCUGACCAGAUCCUCUGUGCAGAUCCAGUCCCAGAGUGGGCCAGACUGGUGGCGCCCCUCUCCCCAAUGAUGUGGAUGCUCGGGGCCAAGGGGCUUCUCCUUCUCAUCCUCCUGGGGGUCCUGGUGACGAUUUUCACCCUGGGCAGCCCCCACUGUGAACUCCAAAGGAACCCGAGAGCUGGAGCAGGACGUCAAAGAGCGGGAUGUCCAUUUCCCAGCUGUAGUCCGGUGUGACGGGGACACCGGGUGGCCUGCUGUCUGGCUGGCAGCACCGUGGCCUCAAGGACUCGGUCCAUCUCUGGGCCGUUCCCUGUCCCCCGAGGCUCCAUCUCCACUAAGGCCUCCAUACUCUUCGGGUUGGGUCCACCACCACCUUUCGGGCCCCCUCUCUCCCAGAAAGAUGGCCAGGAAAUGGCCUCCAGGGGAAGAUGUGAAGGAGCACGGCCUAGUAGAAAGACCCUGGGCCUAGGAAUCAGAAGGACCUGGCUUCUAAU
Molecule: messenger RNA, 1355 nt
Organism: Tachyglossus aculeatus (Australian echidna)
Lineage: Eukaryota; Metazoa; Chordata; Mammalia; Monotremata; Tachyglossidae
Product: SLAM family member 9-like
Biological process (GO): T cell activation
Cellular component (GO): external side of plasma membrane
Source: RefSeq, a predicted model, not a curated record